Alnus glutinosa is the source of this 1047-nucleotide messenger RNA. RefSeq lists its product as uncharacterized. Bases 266 to 919 code for a protein of 217 amino acids. The transcript has 3 exons. The record is from RefSeq and is a predicted model, not a curated record. NCBI's taxonomy places the organism in Eukaryota, Viridiplantae, Streptophyta, Magnoliopsida, Fagales, Betulaceae.
AUGCGGACAAAUUUAUUGUAAAGACAAUGUCUAUGCAAGUGCUUAGCAAUUUCCUUGCACGAGCAAAGAAACUUGUACUCAACUCCUCCUCUUCCUUUCAAGAAAAGCAUAGAGUGGAUGGUCUUUAAGGGAGUUCAGUUCAUUGUGUUUUGAACACUGAAACUUUUUCAGGCAAGCAAUCAUCAUUCACUAUCAGAAAGAAUGUUUAAAGCCCUUCUUUAAUCCUGUAUCUACUCCUGAAGCAGUGACUUCUUUCUAGAGGGAAAUGAAUAUCUUCUCGCUUGAGUUACAAAUUCAUUCCCCACUAAAGGAGCUUUCAAGAUUCAAGGAUUUCAUGACUGCUAGUAGUUGUAAGCAUACAACUAAUGAUGGAUACAGAUUCAGAAAUGAAAUUUUGCAGGAUUUCAUCAGUGCCUUUGAGAAGCUGUGCCUUAAGGCAGAUGCAGUGACAGGAAAGGAGAAACAACUGAAUCAAUGCAAUUUGGAAAUGAAAAGUUCAAGCGGAAUAAACCUGUUAACAGAUUCAGUGGCUUCAGCUCCAAAGAAAAUUCUGAAGCCACCGAGUUGUUCAAGAGGUAAGGGAGUGUUGCAGGCAGGUGUAGUUGAACAGCUUAACGACCGGCUGAAGAUCCUUGAAGAAGAAACUGAAACUAUGAAGGAAGAUAUCUUUGGGGCUCUGGAAGAAAGGAGACAGCUGGUGAAUGAGAUAUUUGAGCAGUUUCAGAUCAUACAGCAUCACCUUUUCCUUCAAAAUCAAGUAAUAGGAGAAACAUGUUGUGAUGAUCCUUUGAUCUCAAACUCACCAAAGGAUGGAAGAAUGGAGACUGGUCUAUCAGAAAUCUUUUGCCAAGAGCCAAAUUUGCCUCUUGUUACCAGAGAUCUUAGAGCUAACAUGUUAGCAUUCCAAGAACCAGCUUAAGUAAUGCAUGUGCUCUCAGAUGGAUGAUUCCUUUCAUCAGAUUCCUUUAUCAUAUAACAGUACUGUAUAUCUGGUCUUUAAAUUUUUCUGGUAAGAAAUUAUACUGAAGAAUCAACUUUCUAGUGCCA